AUGCUCCAGGCCGGGUCGACGGGGACGGUGCCCUGCACACCAUCCUUGAAGGGGGGCAGGCCGAAUGCCUCUGGCCUGAAGUCGAGCAGGGAGGCAAGCGUGGUUAUGCCCUGGCGUCCGAAGGUCCGCGCAUUCCGAGCGGCGCUCCCCGUGUCAACCUGCCGUGAGGUCGGGUGA
This is a messenger RNA of Auxenochlorella protothecoides, 177 nucleotides long. RefSeq lists its product as hypothetical. The record is from RefSeq and is a predicted model, not a curated record. NCBI's taxonomy places the organism in Eukaryota, Viridiplantae, Chlorophyta, Trebouxiophyceae, Chlorellales, Chlorellaceae. The transcript has a single exon. The coding region runs from base 1 to 177 and encodes 58 amino acids.